Messenger RNA from Musca vetustissima, 3822 nucleotides. RefSeq lists its product as uncharacterized. The record is from RefSeq and is a predicted model, not a curated record. NCBI's taxonomy places the organism in Eukaryota, Metazoa, Arthropoda, Insecta, Diptera, Muscidae. Bases 1 to 3822 code for a protein of 1273 amino acids. Gene Ontology annotation, molecular function: 2 iron, 2 sulfur cluster binding; iron ion binding; FAD binding. The transcript has 7 exons.
AUGUUAACCAAAUUCUCAAUAAAUGGAAAGGAUUAUAGCGUCGAUUUGGCAAGAUUGCCGGCCGACAUAACAUUGAAUUCAUUCAUACGGGACUAUGCUGGACUCCCAGCUACCAAAUUCAUGUGCCAAGAGGGUGGCUGUGGCGUAUGUGUGUGCGUGAUUACAGCCAUGAAUCCCGUAACUGGGGAGCCGAGAACAAGAGCCGUGAACUCGUGUUUAACCCUGCUAAACUCAUGCACGGGUUGGGAGAUAACCACCUGCGAAGGACUAGGAAAUAAACGUGAUGGUUACCAUCCUAUUCAGAAAAGGUUGACAAAAAUGAACGGCACUCAAUGUGGCUACUGUUCGCCUGGCUUUGUGAUGAACAUGUAUGGUCUGUUGCAAGAGCGAGGGGGCAAAGUCACCAUGGAGGAAGUGGAAAACGCUUUUGGAGGCAACAUAUGUCGCUGCACUGGUUACAGGCCCAUAUUAGAUGCCAUGAAAUCGUUUGCAGUGGACAGUAACAUUAUAGUUCCUGAGGAAUGUCGCGACAUCGAAGAUCUUUCGAAAUUGGUAUGUCCGAAGACCGGACAAUCGUGCAGUGGUAGCUGCCAAUCAAAAAUGGAAAGCCUUGUCUUCAGUAAUGGCGAUCAAUGGUUUUGGCCAAAAUCGUUGAAAGAACUUUUCACAGUCUUGUCGCAAUUUAAGGACGAAGACUACAUGUUAGUAGGCGGCAAUACAGGACACGGUGUUUACAGGCGAUCACUCCGAAUCAACAAGUUCGUAGAUAUACAUGAGAUAAAGGAACUUCACGGGUAUACAAUUUUACCAGAUACCUUGGAAUUAGGCGCAAAUCUAAGCCUUUCUGAUGCCAUGAACGCUUUCAAGGAAGCAUCAGCCCUAAAGGGGUUUGAGUACUGCUCGAAAGUAUGGAACCAUUUCGAUUUGAUUGCCAACGUUCCUGUACGAAAUAUGGGAACUUUGGCUGGUAACCUGUCCCUUAAACAUCAAUAUCCCGAAUUUCCGUCUGAUAUAUAUGUGGUUUUUGAAGCCUUAAACGUCAAUGUUGUCCUAAAAAAUGCUGCCGAUCAGGAACAAACCGUGUCACUCACGGAGUACUUAAAAACUUCGAUGAAUAAAAAAAUUAUAAAAUCGUUCAUCCUUAAGCCAUACUCCAACGACGAAUACCUCUUCGAAUCGUACAAGAUUAUGCCCCGGGCUCAGAACGCACAUGCCUAUGUCAAUGCAGCAUUUUUAAUUAAAGUUCAAAAACCUGACUUCAUUGUUCAAUUUGCCAGAAUUUCUUUCGGUGGGCUAAGUCCUGAAUUUAGCAGGGCUAAACAGUUGGAAAACAGUUUGAUGAACAAACCUCUUUUCAAGGCGGAAACAGCUCAGUCCGCCUUUGCCACACUCAAGAAUGAAGUCAAAGCUAAUCUCGUACUACCCGAACCGUCUCCAGAAUAUAGGACUAUAUUGGCUAAUGGUCUAUUUUAUAAAUUCUUACUGGCUCAUGCACCUGCUGGUGCUAUUCACGAGUCGUUCUUAUCCGGUGGAAGUAUUCUGAAGAGACCCGUAUCUUCGGGAAAGCAGACAUUUGAAUUUAACGACAGUUGCUUGCCUCUGAAAAAGCCCACCGUCAAACACGAAGGUUUGAUGCAAUGCUCCGGGGAGGCUAUGUUCUCGAAUGAUCUGCCGCCACAAGCCCAACAGUUGUGGGCAGCCUUCUUCACGGCUAAGAAAAUUGGUUCAAAUAUAACCAAUAUAAAUGCAGAGAAGGCUUUGAGCCUACCCGGUGUUGUGGCAAUAUUCACCGCCAAGGACAUUCGUCCCGGAGGUAAUCGAGUCUCAAUCAAGGACAAUUUCUUUUUCAUGGAAGAUGAAGAACUGUUCUUGGAAGGAGAAGUAAAAUAUUAUGGUCAACCUGUUGGCGUUGUAGUGGCUGAGACAAAUGCUCUGGCGAACAGAGCCGCCGAAAUGAUUGAACUCACAUAUGAAGGUGGCCGCAAGGAAGUAUUCUCCACCAUGAAGGAGGUACUAAAUACUGCAGCAGCUUCUGAUCGAAUUCGUCAUGAAAUCAAGUCGGAAUAUUCAGCGUCAGGAACAUCAAAUAGCGUGCAAAAUCAACAAAUCGAGCCCUUCGAUGUAAACGGCAAAGGAGAAUUGGACAUGGGCCUACAAUAUCAUUUCUUUAUGGAACCACACACUACAGUGGCGGUUCCAGUCGAGGGCGGUCUCCAAUUGUAUGUGGCAACGCAAUUUAUGGAUUUGACCCAAGACAUUGUCGCCAAGAUGUUGGGACUACGCAGUAACGAUGUUCAGGUAAAAACCCAACGUAUUGGAGGUGGUUAUGGUGGCAAGGCCACUCGUUGCAACUUCCUUGCAUGUGCCGCAGCCUUGGCCGCAUAUAAACUGAAUAGACCUGUACGUUUCGUCCAAUCCAUGGAAUCGACGAUGCAAUCCUUUGGCAAACGCUGGCCAUGUCACAUCGACUACGACUUCUAUGUGCGAAAUUCUGGAAAAAUAGUUAAGUUGAUUUCUUCCUUCUAUGAAGAUGCCGGGUUUUGUCCCAACGAGUCACCAAUGGGCCAUACUGUGUUGUUAUCGAAAAACUGCUACGAGUUCACGAACGACAACUUUAUUUUAGACGGCUACAUGGUACUCACCGACACUCCGUCCAACAUUGCCUGCAGAGCCCCAGGAUCCAUUGAAGGCAUCGCUCUAAUAGAAAACAUAAUGGAGCAUAUAGCUUUCCAGUUGGACAUGGAUCCAAUGGAAUUGCGGAUGGCGAACAUUAUUACGGGCCACAAACUAUCGGAAAUGCUACCGAAAUUCCUGGAAUCGACCGACUACAAAAAUCGGCGAGCAGGAAUUUUGGACUUCAAUAAAAACCAUCGUUGGGUAAAGAGAGGGCUCGGCUUUGCAAUAAUGGAAUAUCACGUUGGCUACUUUGGACAAUUCCCGGCUACAGUAGCAAUUUACCACGGAGAUGGAACAGUCGUAAUAACACACGGAGGCAUUGAGAUGGGUCAGGGCAUGAACACAAAAAUUGCCCAAGUCGCUGCUCACACCUUGGGCAUUCCACUGGACCUGAUACGAGUGGAAGGUAGUAACACCAUCAACGGUGCAAACUCAAUGGUCACUGGAGGUUCGAUUGGCAGCGAGGUCGUCUGCUUUGCCGUGCGUAAGUGCUGCAAUACCCUACUGGAUAGACUUCGACCAUUCAGGGAGGAGUUGAAGGAUCCUUCAUGGCCAGACCUAAUCAAUUUGGCUCAUCAACGUUCCACUAAUCUUAUAGCCAGUGACGGCUGCAAGGCUGGUGAAAUGGAUCCUUACACGGUGUGUGGACUGGGUCUCACCGAGGUCGAGGUAGACAUGAUAACUGGCACCUAUUUGGUGAAGCGUGUUGAUAUCCUGCAGGAUGCAGGCGAAAGUUUGAAUCCCAAUGUUGAUGUAGGACAGGUGGAGGGAGCCUUUAUCAUGGGCCUGGGUUACUGGACCAGUGAGCUUUGUGUGACAGACAAAACAACGGGACAACUCAUGACAAAUCGUACGUGGAAUUACAAACCACCCGGCCCAAAAGAUAUUCCCAUAGAUUUUCGUAUUGAACUUUUGGCCAAGAGCCCUAACAAAGCUGGUUUCAUGAGAUCCAAAGCCACUGGUGAACCCUCAAUAUGUCUGGCCGUAAAUGUUACGUUUGCUCUUCAGCAAGCCAUACAAUCAGCUCGGGAUGAUGCCGGCCUCAAAAAGAAAUGGAUCACUCUAAACGCUCCCAUGACACCGGAGUAUAUACUUCUGAAUGCCGGUACCAAUGUAGAUAUGAUGACAUUCCCCAAAAAUAAUUAG